Messenger RNA from Megalops cyprinoides (Indo-Pacific tarpon), 3011 nucleotides. RefSeq lists its product as uncharacterized. The transcript has 5 exons. The coding region runs from base 2174 to 2887 and encodes 237 amino acids. NCBI's taxonomy places the organism in Eukaryota, Metazoa, Chordata, Actinopteri, Elopiformes, Megalopidae. The record is from RefSeq and is a predicted model, not a curated record.
CAAAAGAAAAAGUGAAGCAGAAGUUUAUGGCAGAAGCAGAAGAUUGAGUUUAAGGGUGAAUUGCGUAGUCAUUUUUGAAAGAUUUUAUGUUCAUUCAAGUGGACUCAUUCCCUCUUGGUUGUGUGCAGCCAGCGAGGAUUACACUGUACGGUCGUCCAAAUUCUUGUUCUGCUUCAACCUGGUCGUCCAUGGUAAGAAAGGAAUUUUUUCUAAAUAGUGACAACCGUGUCAAAGACGACCCUACUUCAUGGUAAUAGCGGUCUGCAGCCUCUUCAGCCUCUGGCAGAAGAACUGCCGGCACUUUCUUUGGACAUCCACCCAGAGCCAGGUAACACGAAUUACCAUUAUGUAUCCAUCCAUUCUAUCAUUACAUAUUUCUUAAAUCUGAAAUAAACACCCAUCUUUGGGUAAAAACUCAAGCAAAAACUACAGCCAAGCUGCCCUACUAAGACUUGGGAUGUCACUGUGACUAUAUCAAGGAGGGGUCAAUUUUGUACUCUGCUUCGCAUCUUGCCUAAAAACGCCCCUCAGCUAUUGAGAAAUCACUGGAUCCUACAGCGUCUUGAGAUUUAGAGAUACAUUCGCCUCUUGAGAUUUAGAGAUAAAGGGCUGGGGGCUGUGUCUUGUAUCCUGCGUGCAUUCCAGGACUGCACCAGCCGACCAAGUCCAAUUUCAGCAACCUGACAGGUAAGUGUGGACACGCAAUAUCGUGUCAUGUUGUCCUCCAAAUUCAGUUCCUCUUGGUCAACCAGGUGGAUGAGAGCCCCUUUCAGUGGGUAGUUUACACUCUGAUUGACAUCUGGCCACAUUCUUUCGACUAUAUGGUUCUGUAAUUUUGAAAGCAUGAACAAAUUUUACAGUGUAAUUUCAGAAAUAGUUCAUCAUUACUAAUUUGCACUUGAUAGUAACCAGUCUAUAUAAACCCAAUUAAUAUGGUAAAGAGUACACUAUAAUGAAGAAUAAGCAACAAAUUUGUCAUGUCGUUGAAGUGUUUUGGCUUUGCAUUGUUACCACUAUUGCUGCACUACAUUGAGAAAUAGUGUAUGUCUAUAUACUGUAACAGUAUCGGAGAAAAUGACUAACAGUUUUUGAGACUAGAUUAGUAACCAAUAAGACAGAGACAACAACACUGCAUUAUAAACAGUUAGCAGUUGAUUGAGGGAAAGAUGCAAUGAACCAAUUUACAUGAGUUGACUGUGUUUGCAAGUAUGGUUGUCUUGCUGUGUAAUUCUUGUAGCCUGCCAAUUUCUCCUGCAUGAAGAGAGUUAAGUAAAACUCUUUUCCAUGGUCUACCCUUAUUUGCUCUCACAUUCCAUAUUCCAGUACAGCACUCCUGUAAUACAGAAGCAUGUAUCAACACAUUUCAUUCAUAUGUAAGACACCACAUAAGCCUUUUGUGGAUCCAUUUUGCAUACAUUUAUAGUUACAUGUAUAGUUACAUUGUAACUUACAGCACAUUGAGCACUGUAAUUACCUGUAAAUCUGUUGAUGUAUAGUCAGGUUAUUUUUCACCGGCAUUGUGGAGUGGCUAACAAUUUUGCUGGAGAAACCCAUCAAUUGAAAGCACAUGGGUCGCCCCAAGCAUGACCAAUUUCUCAUUCUGGUCAAUGUGCAAUUUGUGACCCAUAUACUUUGCACUGUAUGGCACUGGAUUUAGGUUUCUUGAUCUCUAGGGAAUAGAAAAAAUAGCUUUUUUUCUCAGAAUAUUGUAACAAUUGUCUAGAGCACAAUGAAACCUUUUAGCCUUAGCCUACGUAACACUCACAUUGUGCCAAUCGGCAUGAUGUGAAGGGUUCACAUUUUUGAGAAUACGACCAACGCGCCCCUCUGAUGCCUGGAUCCCUUUUGAAGUCAGCCUCCAUACGCUGGUCCAGUCUGAAAAAAAAAAAAACUCAGAAUCAUUAUGGUUGGUACAUACAGAAGCUGUACGUAAAAUAUAAUAAUCUGUCAGACUGUGUCAUACCUCAUUAAUUGCUUUAGCAAUCUCGACCUCCAAUUUGGCAUCCUGAAUUCGGUGUCGGAUGAUGCCAUGUUCGGCGCAAAAUCUCCUUAUGUUUGCUUUAGAGAAUCCCUUAUGUAAUCCACAGUAAGAUAAACUUUAACCAGUUUUACGCAAAUAUGGAGACAUGUUUUCUUCAGAGGAGGCAAGACAGUCUGUCUCAAAUUGGAUGAUAUGCGAGUGGACAGAAUAGUGAACAUCUUUCAGGUCAACACAACUAGCCUCUACAUCACUGAUGCCUCAAAUGUUGUGAUAUUUCCGAUGAAUAAUGGGUGUUUCAGCACCAUGGACCUCACCGACAAAGCGCAGUAUGAGGUUCAUGGAGAAACUGUUGGGCAGAGUCCAGCUUUGCCGAUGCCAGCCCCAGCCCCAUCCCCAUCCCAGCCGUUUGCCUUUCGGUGGAACUCUCAACCUAACAUGAGCCAGCUUGCACGAUCUGUUUCCACACAGAGGUCAUUUCAAAGGUCACAGUUCUGGAUGGAGUUAUUUGCAGACCUCCGAGAUUCCGGACAUUUCAAUGGGAGUCAUGUGCAUCAGUGCCUUCUGAGAUUUUGCUAUGGAGAUGUUAUUCAGAAGGACCUGGAUGAAUGUGUGAGACAGUGGAACAGCCACAGGAUUCACACUUCCAGAACAGCUUCCUGUCCAGGAGUGCCCAAUGAACUGUUCUACUUACCACACAGAUUUGGCUCCAGAGACUGUGGCUUUGAAAUCGAAGAGGCUGAAUUGGAUGCCUUUCCUGAAGCCAGAUUGUCAAUACCUAAAUGUGGGGACCAAAACAUGCAGGAGUACUUAGAAUUUGCCAUGGAGUCCAAUCAACUACAUAAGCCAGAGAACUGGGAGGCUGCAACAGAACUGUACAUGAAGCUAAAAGAAAUUGUUCAGCUAUGAAUCAAAGCUUUUCCUUUCCAAAAGAUGUGGCUGCUCAUGAGAGUUUUGAGUUUUCUUUGAUGUUUAAUGAGUUUUUAAAAAUGUAUCAAGACCAAACAGUCAACUACGCUGUAUACUGCUGUUA